Protomyces lactucae-debilis is the source of this 765-nucleotide messenger RNA. Its product is annotated as NEDD8-conjugating enzyme UBC12. The coding region runs from base 151 to 687 and encodes 178 amino acids. Lineage: Eukaryota; Fungi; Ascomycota; Taphrinomycetes; Taphrinales; Protomycetaceae. The record is from RefSeq and is a predicted model, not a curated record. The transcript is spliced from 2 exons.
GACUCCACACUCAGCCAGCACCAACACACACGCUCAAAAGGACAAGGCUUCUAGUGAUACUGACUGCUGCUGCUCUUUCUGCGCUUGGAGAUACACUUCAGCUAGAAGCGCUCAAGGCUCUGUCCAAAACACAGCUAAUUCGCCUUCAAGAUGAUGAAAAUAUGGUCAAUGAAGCAGGACCAAGCAGCGCAAGAGAAGAAGAAGCCAAAGAUCUCUGCUGCUCAAAUCCGCAUCCAAAAGGAUCUUACUGAGCUGCCUCUCUCCUCAACGAUGAAGACACACUUCCCUAAUGCAGAAGACUUGCUCAAUUUUGAGGUGACGAUCAUACCAGACGAAGGCAUGUACAAAGGUGGCAGCUUCCGGUUCAGCUUUCACGUCAACAGCAACUACCCACAUGAGCCGCCCAAGGUCAAAUGUCUACAGAAGAUUUACCACCCCAAUAUUGACUUGGAGGGCAACGUUUGCCUCAAUAUUUUGCGGGAGGAUUGGAAGCCUGUGCUCAACCUGAACUCCAUCAUGGUUGGCCUGCAGUUUCUCUUCAUUGAGCCCAAUGCAUCGGAUCCUCUAAAUAAAGAUGCUGCGAAUGAGCUCAACCGGGACAAAGAACGGUUCAGACGGGCGGUGAAGCAGUCAAUGGCGGGCCAGCGUGUGGGCAACGAGGCCUUUGACAUGGUGCUGCUGCAUUAAUCUCUCCUGCUCCAUCCACAUAGAAUAGUCACAGAGAAUCCCGCCAGUGCCGUGGGACCCGCUACCUGCACGUGAAAG